UGUUUGUAAAACUUCCAAACCCAUACGAAUAUCACUUCCCUCCAGCUUUCUACCGUUUUGCUUUCUUUACUGUGGCCUGCUCUUACCUCAAUUGCACAAAUCUUGGUCUCAGCGAGGGAUCUAGGCCCGAAACGUCAGCUUUCCUGCUCCUCUGAUGCUGCUUGACCUGCUGUGUACAUCCAGCUGCACACCGUGUUAUCUCGGAUUCUCCAGCAUCUGCCGUUCCGGUUUUCUCAGCGACUCUGCACCGCACUCGUGGAUGAUCACGUGGUUUUCACUGAUCCCGCCCUCCCUUCAUUCUGAUUGGGCGACAUCCGUCCGGUCAUGCACGGCACACCUGUGCUCCUAUUGGUCGCGCACUGACAUCAAUCAGCCAGACUUCACUGUGAGCUGGAGCAUGCGCAGUGCUUUGUGUUAUUGUUCGAAGCAAAUGAACGUCGUCGCAAUGUUUCAUUUUGAGACGAAUGAGACUGAAAACUGGAUCUGUCUUUUUACCUUCACAGAUGCUGCCAGACCUGCUGAGCUUUUCCAGCAACUUUGCUUUUGUUCCUGAUUGACAACAUCCCAGUUCUUUUGUUAUUUUUUAAUAAGUCGCGAUUGAAAAGGCUUCCUGCCGCUCAAAGCUGAAGGUACUCUUGAUACCGCUCUGUCAGCCAAUAGAGAAAUAGCGGUGAAAUAAGGGUAAUAAAUACAGGUCUAGCAGUCCUCAGGUAAGAUGUAAAGGGAAUAAUUAUGAAUAUGAAGAACAUCACGUGGUGAAGUGAGGUGAGUGUUGUUCAUAUGAACUGUGAUUGGGCAGAGAGGGAGGUUAAUCAAAAAAGAACAAGCAGAAAAGAGAUUCUCAAGAAAGGUCUGUGCAAUGGAAAGCAACGAGAAUCAGAAGAUAAAAGCCCAACACAAGAAAAAGUUUGAAGACCGCGGCUGCAGAAACUCCAAUAAGUUGUUUCACUGCUCUACUGCCUAGUUAUUGACUUAAGCAGUAUAAUCCACAUUCAACUGUCGGAAAUGUGUUUGAAUUUCCACAUUGCUGUUUGUCCUUCCACUUGAGGAGGAGCAUUUGGAAUGGCAGGAAGCAGCUGACAUCAGUGAUGUUUGGCUGGAAGUACAAGGUGAAGCAGGAAAACUGUAGGACAGAUGAGACCAUCCUUCCUCUUGACAGCUGACCAGCCAGUCUGGCCACCAAAUAAAUUAAUAGACGUAUUGGUCACAUGUGGGCAGGCCUCCUGGUGCCUUCACCUCCAUGGGCAAUAUACCAGGAAGGCUGUUAUGGGAAGAUGGCGGAGAUGGGAAACUGCAUCCAUGACAUGAUGCCCACGUUUACAAACAAGCCCUCCCCACAUGACAACCGCGUACAUGGAGAUGAAGUGGAAAACAGCAGUGUAAUUAGAACUAACACGAAUUGAAGCGGAGGGAAAGGAGCAAUACCUUCGUGGUAUCACUCUUGGUUGUGAGAAGAGUUUUGAGGUUUGACGAUACUUCACCUUUCUCAUUCCUCAGACUCCAACCCACUUUGAUUCUGAAAGAUUUGACUGUUAUUUCCGGUCAGUCAGCUUGCCGAAGCAGUCAGAUUUCCGUCAUACUACUCUGAAUAAAAAUGGCAUCAGGAGAUGAGCUUCCAUCACAUCUCACUGUCAAUACCUCCAACGUUCAAAUUCUUAACUCUGAGACCUCAAAAAGACUCGUCGAAAAUUUUGUAAUCGCUCUCAUGAACAAGGAGCGUUUCUACAUCUGCACAUUCUUUUCGACAUACCAAGCAUAUACCACUGCUGAAAGUGUGUUGUACAUCCUCCUGGACAAAUAUGGAAGCUUUGACACCUCAGAGGCAGAAGAGAUUCCAGUAAUCGAUUCAGUGAGCACAAAGUCUAAAACCUUUGACAGCCCAAACUCUGAGAAAGAUGAAGAACCAAGUUCACCAAAAGAGACAGCAACAAUUUCAAAUUCUGGAAAUGUUGACAGUGCAAAUGGUGAGGAAAAUGGAAGUUGUGUUUCUUCAGGAUCCAGCGAAAUAAUUGCUGACUGUGAAAGCAUUGAGUCUGAACACUGUCCGAAUUCUGAUGAAAUUCAGAAUUUAAGUUCACCAGAAAAGGGAGCGACAGUCAAGAAAAGCAUAGACUUCAACAGAUCAAGCUUUCUGGAAGAAUAUAAUUUCAGUCCUGCAGAAAAGGAAACACUAAUGAAAAUUGCUAUACCUGAAAUUCUUGAAAUCUGGCUGGAGGAGUCUGCCGAAGACUUUCGUCAAGUUCCAACUUACUCUUGUCUCCGGAAGGUACUUUGCUACUUGAACCAGACAGUGCCGGGGUCAGAUGCUGAACAUCGGGCCCAGAAACUCCUGAGUCGGUUUUUGGCGGAGGAAACAGCGGAGAAAGAGAUGUUCAAAGGCUACCGUAGAAGAGUUAGAUUCUAUAUUGGAGAAGAACACGACCAAACCAUCGAACAAGUUGACGAAAAGCUCCUGUCCUACCCAUCACGCUUCAUUGCAGAGCAGCUGACUUUUAUGGAUGCUGAUCUUUUUCGGAAACUUGUGCCCAGCCAAUGUUUAGGGUCCAUCUGGUCUCAACGAGGGAAGGAAGAAAAACAGCAUCUGGUAUCAACCGUCCAGGCCACCAUUACACAGUUCAAUAAUGUUACAAAAUGUGUCACCAGCACCAUAUUAAGACCUCAACAGCUGAAACCACGGCAGAGGGCUAAAAUCAUUGAGAAAUGGAUUGAUGUUGCCCAGGAAUGUAGGAUUUUGCAGAAUUUCUCGUCAGUGCAUGCAAUUACUACGGCAUUGCAAUUGAAUAGUGUGUUCAAUUUGAAGAAGACUUGGGCAGCCGUGUCAAAGAGCAGUAAGACAACAUUUGAAGACCUUUCAAAUAAUGAAGAAGAUAACUUUAUAGCAAGUAGAGAGCUGCUAAUGGAGGAUAUCGUUCAGGGAAUUGUGCCGUCCCUGGGAACUUUCUUAACAGAAUUUUCAGCGCUGGAUUCGGCUUUCCCGAAUUGCCAUUCAAAUGGCUUGAUCAACUUUGACAAGAGACAAAAACUCCUCUGAACUCGAGAAACCGCCAAAGCCCAAAAAGAGUGUGUUUAAACACCUCAGCUGCCUGUUUUCAAAGAGAGGUGUUAAAAUACACAACACUCAAACUAAAAGCUCUGAGCAGCGAGC
Messenger RNA from Stegostoma tigrinum, 3145 nucleotides. Its product is annotated as ral guanine nucleotide dissociation stimulator-like 1. NCBI's taxonomy places the organism in Eukaryota, Metazoa, Chordata, Chondrichthyes, Orectolobiformes, Stegostomatidae. The record is from RefSeq and is a predicted model, not a curated record. Gene Ontology annotation, molecular function: guanyl-nucleotide exchange factor activity. The coding region runs from base 1595 to 3031 and encodes 478 amino acids. Gene Ontology annotation, biological process: positive regulation of GTPase activity; Ras protein signal transduction. The transcript has 21 exons. Gene Ontology annotation, cellular component: plasma membrane.